Messenger RNA from Arctia plantaginis, 444 nucleotides. NCBI's taxonomy places the organism in Eukaryota, Metazoa, Arthropoda, Insecta, Lepidoptera, Erebidae. The record is from the annotation of a GenBank genome assembly.
AUGGAACGACUAGAAGACUUAAAUUUAAAAAAGUGUUGCUUCUGUAUUGAGCUGAAACUUGCUUGUUACAUAAUAUCCAUUCUCUCAAUAGUCAUUUUGGUUCCUGGUACAUCAGGUGCGGUAGAACAUUGCUACGAGGGUACAGCACCAAUAAGAAUAAUUCAGGGACUCGGUGCUUUCAUGUUUUUACUUGCGCUAUUUGCUGGCAUAUUUUUCAUUUAUGGCUUAUGUACGGAAGUAAGACUACCGACCAUGACGUUCAUGGUCGCGGUACUCAUUGCCGUGGUUGUUACUUUUAUCACAGCUAUCCUAGUUCUUACUCAACAACCCAACAAAAAGUCUUGCCCUGACAGUAUAGCCCUCGCCGGCUCAGCUCUUAUAGAAAUUGCAGUGCAAAUUUAUUGCUUUGUAAUUGUAAACAGUUAUCGAGUUCUCGCAGAAUGA